Messenger RNA from Kwoniella botswanensis, 1830 nucleotides. RefSeq lists its product as uncharacterized. Bases 1 to 1830 code for a protein of 609 amino acids. Gene Ontology annotation, biological process: L-homoserine biosynthetic process. NCBI's taxonomy places the organism in Eukaryota, Fungi, Basidiomycota, Tremellomycetes, Tremellales, Cryptococcaceae. The transcript is spliced from 7 exons. Gene Ontology annotation, cellular component: cytosol. Gene Ontology annotation, molecular function: aspartate kinase activity. The record is from RefSeq and is a predicted model, not a curated record.
AUGUCAUCUGGUUCUACACCUACUACCGCUACUCCCGAAGAACUAUAUAGGAAUUCACCGGAUGGAAACUUUCCGUGGGUGGUUCAGAAAUAUGGAGGUACUUCAGUGGGAAAGAGUCUAGACAGUAUCACCAAAAUAGUAGAAUCGUAUAUCUCGAACAAAACCAAUGUCGCAAUAGUCUGCUCAGCUCGAUCGUCACAUACAAAAGCAUUGGGAACUACCAACCUCCUCUUACAAGCCUCGAGAGAAGCUCUAGCUCCUCCUUCAAGUUCAUCUUUAUCUGAAAAAUCAGGAAGUACCACACCCUUCUUUCCUAAGAGGGUUGGAUCAGGUUUCUUCGGUAAAGAUGCAUUGUCAUCAUCUAUCUCAUCCCUCACUCAAUUAGAUCUGAACAAUACGAGAUCUUCUUCACCUUCUCCAUUUACAUCUUCGUCAAACCGAUCGAGAACUCCACCCAAGUCACCUACAGCUCAGGAAGAUGAGCCAAACGAGGAAGAAGAGGGGUUCCACAAGACGGUUGAUCUCAUUAAGAAAGGACACUUGGAAGCUGCUAGGAAUAGUCUGAAAGCUGGACCGUUGAGGGAUGAAUUGGAAGAGGAGAUCGAAAGGGAUUGCGAGAGCUUGAGAGGUUUCUUAUAUGCUGCUCAAAUAAUAGAUGAGAUCAGUCCGAGAAGUCAAGAUUCCAUUGUUGGUACAGGUGAGAGAUUAGCUUGUAAAAUAGUAGCAGCAGCUUUGAGGGAUAGAGGAGUGGAUUCAGAAUUGGUCGUAUUGGAUAACAUAGUCGACUCAUCUUUCGCUGCUGUCGGAGGGGAUGCUGCGCUCACUGCAGCAGGUGAUCAAGGUGUUGCUCAAUUAGGUCAGGAUUUCUAUGAUCACCUUGCUGUGAAAUUGGGUGAGAGGUUGAAGGAAUGUGGACAGAGAGUACCAGUGGUUACCGGUUAUUUCGGUCCAGUCCCAGGCUCACUCCUCGCCCAAAUUGGUCGAGGCUACACCGACCUCUGUGCCGCAUUAUGUGCCGUAGGAUUAAAAGCAUCCGAAUUGCAAGUAUGGAAAGAAGUAGAUGGUAUAUUCACUGCCGAUCCUCGUAAAGUCAAAUCAGCAAGAUUGGUUCCAAUCAUCACUCCUGACGAAGCGGCCGAAUUGACUUAUUACGGUUCAGAGGUAAUUCACCCAUUUACGAUGGAACAAGUUAUAAGAGCUAGAAUACCAAUCAGAAUAAAAAAUGUAGAAAACCCUUCGGGGGGCGGAACGAUCAUUUAUCCUGAUGAGAGUUUCCCAAGAAGUUUGCAAACUGAGAAACCACCCCAGGCGGAAUUGACUAUAGAAGAAAGGAUGCCCACGGCUGUUACAAUCAAGGAUAGUAUUAUAGUCUUGAAUAUACAUUCUAAUAGGAAGACUUUAUCACAUGGAUUUUUGGCGAGGAUAUUUGGAACGUUGGAUAGAGCUGGGGUUGUUGUAGAUUUGAUUUCUACGAGUGAAGUUCAUGUCUCAAUGGCAAUGCAAUCUUUCACUCACCGACAUCGACUCACCCGACUAUUAUCUGACCUAGAGAAGAUUGGUGAUGUUUCUGUAUCGAAGGAAAUGGCAAUUCUGUCAUUGGUAGGAAGGAAUAUGCGGAACGCAAUUGGAUCUGCAGGAGCGAUGUUCACUGCUUUGGCUAAAGCUGGAGUAAAUAUCGAGAUGAUCUCUCAAGGUGCUAGUGAGAUCAAUAUCUCAUGUGUUAUCGAAGAGAAAGACGCCAUCAAAGCGCUGAAUGUCAUCCAUGAUUCGUGUUUGACUUACCCACCUUCGCCUGCCAGAUUCUCUGAGGGACUACAGCUGAAGGCUUAG